This is a messenger RNA of Bactrocera tryoni, 846 nucleotides long. Its product is annotated as G-protein coupled receptor Mth2-like. Gene Ontology annotation, molecular function: G protein-coupled receptor activity. The transcript has 3 exons. NCBI's taxonomy places the organism in Eukaryota, Metazoa, Arthropoda, Insecta, Diptera, Tephritidae. The record is from RefSeq and is a predicted model, not a curated record. The coding region runs from base 1 to 846 and encodes 281 amino acids.
AUGCGAUUUCGGCACUUCAUCGUGUGUUUCGUAAUAUAUUUAUUGAAUUGCCACGGAGCUUUAUCGAAUAUACCGAAUUGUGCCUUUGAAGAUACUGUUAACAUAACUGCUAGUCAAAAAUUCCCAAAUGGUACCUACUCCUACGGAGGUUUGUUAGUACCGCCGCAUUUGAUUGGUUACUAUGAAUACAUAGAACUGUUCGGUGGUGAGCGCAAGCCCAUGGAGCAGCAUUUACGCGGCUGUGUAUGCCAACUCAAGCGAUGUAUCAAAUACUGUUGUGAUCCACGCGCCAAGAUGCGUCGUUUAGACGAAACCUCUCCAGCAAAAUGUGAACCGACACUCAUAAAGGGUAUUAACUAUUCACCAUAUUUAAAUAUAACGCUGCACAACGGUACUCAAUGCGCAAUGAAUUGGCUGACUGAAUUUGUGGUGCAAAGAGGGUUACCGUGCGAAAGUGGAGGAAUGCUAGUUCCACAUCUAAGUGAUCUGGACCGAUGGGAAUUGUUUGAGAAUGGCUCACAGUUGAUUCCUGAUCGCCCGUUAAUUUCUCGACGAGAUUAUUGCCUGUAUGCGUAUCCAGUAAAUGGUAUAAAUGUACUGAAUCCAAUGGAUUGUUUUCCUGAUACUGAAGAGAAACCACUAACAAUAAUAGCCAACACGAUAAUGUGUACAAUUGUAACAUUCAAGAAUUGCCCGCCGGAGAGCUAUAAUCGUAUACAUAUUUCCUAUUUCCCAAAGAACCGCAGUAUCUUGGCGGCUGAGUAUGAUUUAGCGAUACCCGAUCUGUCAUGUGCCAUACCGCAACUAGAGAGGGUAUUCUCCACCGAUAUCGUUUUGAAAUGGUAA